GGAGCAUCAGCUGGCACUUCUGGUUGUGGGUGAAGAAGCUGGUGGCGAGGAAGCUCCGCUUGGGUUUGCCUUCCGCGAACCGCUCGGGGAAGACCUGGAACCACCAGUGAGAACCGCCGAUGGAUGAUGUCACAUCUGAUAGUUCUGAGUCCAGCCAAGAGGUUAUGGCUACCAAGUCCGUUUUUGUCACCGUGGGCACCACCAGUUUUGACGAACUCAUAACCUGUAUGUCUUCCGAAGCUACCCUCCAGCUACUCAGGAACCUUGGUUAUAACAAACUUGUUCUACAAAUUGGAAAUGGAAGAGUGGUCCCAGAAUCCUUCACUUCUGCGUCUUUCUCUCUGAUUGUUUACAGGUUCAAGAAUUCCCUGAAAAAAGACCUUAAGAGAUCAGAUCUGAUCAUUAGCCAUGCAGGUGCAGGGAGCUGCUUGGAGGCCUUGGAAGAAGGGAAGCCCUUGGUGGUAGUGGUAAAUGAAAAGCUGAUGGACAAUCACCAGUUAGAGCUGGCCAGACAGCUGCACAAAGAAGGGUCCCUUUUCUACUGCACAUGCAGCACCCUUCUUGAGCUGUUGAAAUCAGCAGACUUAUCAUCAUUGAAACCUUUUCCUCCUGGCAAGCCAGAGAUAUUCUCUGAAUUUUUGGAUAAAGUUAUGGGAUUUAAAAAAUGAAUGCCAGUCUCUCAAAAUUUUUGACCCACCUAGGUACACACAUAGAUAAGCCUUCCUAGAAAAUUCGGUGAGAUCAAAUCCUCUCUUUUGGGGGGGGGGGGGGGCAAAGUGACUUGACCAGGGUCACACAGCUAGUAAGUGUUAAGUGUCUGAGGCCAGAUUUGAACUCAGGUCCUCUUGAAUCCAGCGCCAUCUAGCUGCCCCUCCCUUAAUAAAAUUUCUCCAUCUAAGGAUGCAUCCAAAGUUUCUUCUUGCUUGAACAUUUGUAAACAUUUACUCAGAUCGUUCUAGCUACUGUUAGUUUUUAGUCAAUGCACUUUAUCAGUACACUUGUCGGGGCUAGACAGACACAGGUUGUAACCUGGAAUCCCAUAUGGAGAUUUUUAAAGCCUUGUGGCUUUUAAGAAAUGCUCUGAGGAGCUUGACAGUUGGCACCCCCCAGAGAUGUCCAAGAAAGGGAACUCCAAAAAAAUUCAAAAGGUGCCUCACUAGAAAUGUGAAUGAAAGGAAGCACCCUCCUCCUAGUCACUCAGGUUUAUCAACUCUGUGUUACCAAAUCAUCCCUGUCCCUCACUACACAUAUCCAACUGGUUUCUGUACCUUGACAUUUCUACCUCCACAGCAUUUCUCAUACUCUUCCUACUACACCACACAAGACUUAGAUGUCCCAUACAAUAUCCAAACUACUACUUCUAUCUUUGCUGAGCAUACCUUGCUUUUGCCUGCCUCCGUUUGCCCAUCUCAUCUCUACCUGCAAAAAUAUUAACCAAUCCCUAAAUCUCACCUCAAAUCCCAACUCUCCAUAAAUCUCUCCCUGAUCCAAACUGGAAGUAAUCUUUUCCAACUCUGGUUCUCUCCUACCACUUAAUUACAUACUACAUUGUAUUGUAGAUCUUUUGAAAAAUCAAUAUUGCUCUUUCAAGUAAGUUCCUGAGGAUAAAUCUCAU
Molecule: messenger RNA, 1615 nt
Organism: Dromiciops gliroides (monito del monte)
Lineage: Eukaryota; Metazoa; Chordata; Mammalia; Microbiotheria; Microbiotheriidae
Product: UDP-N-acetylglucosamine transferase subunit ALG13 homolog
Exons: 2
Coding region: 120-668 (182 amino acids)
Biological process (GO): dolichol-linked oligosaccharide biosynthetic process
Molecular function (GO): hexosyltransferase activity
Source: RefSeq, a predicted model, not a curated record